GUCUCACCACAUUUUACAUGUUUCGUUGUUCGGUAUAACAUCGUUGUCGAUUCGCACCCAAAGCCUAGUUUGCAAUCUAAAUUUGCUAAAAUCAUAUCAUCUAGUAGUCAUUUGGAAGCUGGAAGUUUUUCUUCAUCCCCGCGGAGUUAUUAAUAGCCGAGACUAUAAGCUGUUGAAUGGAGAACAAUUUGGCCUACUACGGUUACGCGUGUUCAGCUCCAUGGUGUUUACGUGUUGUCGCUAUUGAUUUUCAAUCAGUAACAAUUUACGAUGAAAGCCCUAGUUUAGUGCGCCUCGCGGUAUAAUGUGCAAAUUAAAGGGGUUUUCGAAACCCUACGCAUAAGUACAAUGUGAUAAUGCUGAAUAUACUGGAAUAAGUGAAAGUGAUUCGUUGUGCUACGCGAAAUACGGCGUUGCAAAUUUCGCGAAUGUGAGGGCGUAGCAGACAAAGCAUCUACAUGUUAAACGUGAAAAGAUUAAAUCUUCCGCAAAACUGUUCCCCCACGGUUGCAAAAACUGAUAAACUACGGAACCAACCAUCGAUCGAAGCCAAAACCAUUGUGGCGGGCUGUAUGGACAAAUGGUUUGGAGAAAAACGACUGUGGUUGUUUGGUAACCAUUUGCCAUUACUACCUCGAAGUAAUCUUCCUUUCAGAUGGACCUCUGGGGACUCGAGCGCGGGAAGUGCCCUGAAAGCAUUAGCAGAAAGAUCACGUGGAAGCAGCCGAAUGGAUCGAUACGAGAAACUAAGCCGUUUGGGAGAAGGUUCCUACGGUGUUGUCUACAAGUGCCGCGACCGGGAUACCGGCUCACUGGUUGCGGUCAAACGAUUCGUCGAGUCCGAGGACGACCCAGCGAUACGGAAAAUCGCCCUACGAGAGAUACGGCUGUUGAAAAACUUGAAGCACCCCAAUCUGGUGUGCCUGUUGGAGGUUUUCCGGCGGAAACGAAGACUGCAUCUAGUGUUUGAGUUUUGCGAACAUACCGUGUUGCACGAGCUAGAAAGGCACCCAGAGGGCUGCCCAGAUAAUCUCACGAAGCAGAUUACAUUCCAGACUAUUCAGGGGGUUGCAUACUGUCACAAGCAAGGAUGCUUACAUCGUGAUAUCAAACCUGAAAACAUUCUACUUACAGCUCAGGGUCAAGUGAAGUUGUGUGAUUUCGGAUUCGCCCGAAUGCUAAGUCCUGGAGAAAACUACACUGACUAUGUGGCCACAAGAUGGUACAGGGCUCCAGAGUUGCUCGUGGGAGACACCCAGUACGGAACUCCCGUCGAUGUAUGGGCAAUUGGAUGCGUUUUUGCUGAAUUGGUCCGUGGGGACGCCCUGUGGCCCGGAAGAAGCGAUGUUGAUCAGCUCUACCUAAUACGGCGCACACUCGGUGACCUUCUACCUCGGCACCUAGCAAUAUUCAAUCAAAAUGAGUUUUUCAAGGGGAUCACACUACCAGUUCCUCCAACACUCGAACCACUGGAAACAAAGAUGCCACAACGCACUCUCUCUAAUCCUAUGAUGAUGGACUUUUUGAAGAAAUGUCUUGACAAGGAUCCAGCUAAGCGUUGGUCAUGCGAAAGGCUUGUAACACAUCCGUACUUUGAGGAUUACGUUAGCAAGCAGAAAGAAAUCGAACAAACCAUCACGCUGGAGAACCAGAAGCAGAGUAGUCGAGAUUCGAAGUCGAAGAUCUCUAACACUUCGUUACCACAAUUACCAGCCACGCAAGAAUCUCGGGUACCACAGAAGAAUCUCUACCUUCGAUCGGAUCACCACCUACCAACUAUUUAAACAUCUACGCUUUCUCAUUACUUUAAACGGUGUUAUAGGAUGUAGAACUCGUGUAUUUUGUAUACUAUGCGUAUCAUUUCGUCUAUUGUGACAUCCAUUGGUUUAACCUCUACCAGCCCCAACGAUAGGAAAUAUGUUAAGCGUUGGUUGUGCUUGCUAUCUGUCAAGAAUAUCCAACAUAACUGCUUCAUUUCCAAUUAGUUGGCAAUCUUGUAACAAUCAUGGUGGUUGAUUUGACUGAAGGAUGAUACCACAGACAAACAGACGAUUUGUGUAGUAGUGUGCGUGUCAGAAAAACGUCAAAUCGAAAUCCAUAAUGACCGACAGUGUCGCGCGCGGUUCUACCAACAGGUGGCAGUAUGCUCAUGAAAAUGACACUGGGCAAAAGUUUUUGAUGAAUUUCCUCUAAGAGUUACGCCUGUUUGUCUGUGACGAUACAAUAGAAUAUAUUAUAUAUGAAAAUGAAAACAAUUAAAGGCAGCGAUCACAAAAAUUAAAAUCAUUUCAAUAUUUCAGUUCACUUUACCGUUGGAACUAGCAUUUCAUGGAACAAAAUUAAUAGUCAAAUCAAUCAACAAAAUUGUUACAGGCCAGGUUAAACACCCCGAUGUGUGCAUGUUUCUUUAAAACUGCAAUGGAAAUAAACAUGGUUAAAACAAGCAAACGGUGUCGUGUUUCUUGUCGCGCAUGUUUUUUAGGUCCAUUUGGAAAAGAACUCUUAUUGGAUAUCUAUUCAGCUUUUACCCGACAGGGCGGUCCAAAACAGGGUAUCUCAACUAAGCGGAUUUUAAAUAUUAAAAAUAAAUAAUACUAGCUGUACCCGACAAACUUUGUCUUGCCUACUGCGUUUUUUUGACGUUUCAAGUUUGUAGGCAAGAUCCAAAUCCCCGAUCAAAAGGUAUGGUGGAUGGAUUAUCAAAAACUCUCAAUUUUUCAAUGUUUUUCGGCUCAUAAACCCUCCUUGGGUGAAAACUAACAGAGUAAAACAAAGAUGACCCAAACGACGUUUCGUUCGCGAGUUAUGCGCGGAUAUACCUGUACGCGGAUAUACCAAAAAACAUUAGAGAAUAUGAUGCCGUUUUGAAAAAUCCAACUUAUUACGUGUAUUAGGGUGUUCCAGAACGAAAUCUGUUAUAAUUCUGUUAUAAUCAACGCACCCCCUGGCCGUGGCCAAUCUGCGUUGUUUCGCUGGGCGAUACGUCUACCAGUAGACUUGUAUCUGCCCUAUGCUAAACCGAUUAGCAUAUCAAGUCCUUUCCACUGAUGAGUAGUCCCGAAUGUCCCGCCCCUCCCUAUAACCCAUAGGGGGAAAUAAGGAGUUUCCAGUUUCAAGUAUUGUAUUGAUUAUGACACCAACUCUUUCUAUUCCUUGGGAAAAAAUCACUAGACUUGGAUUAUCAGACUACUAUUAAUAAUGAACAUAAUUAAGAUACAAGUUUACAUACACAAUUGUAAAAGCAGUGUCAGAUACUUUAAAGUGAAUUGAAAAAUGUGAAUAAGAUAAAUUGUAAACUAUUUCGCGGCGACACGAAUGCUUCAAUAGUGUCAUAAAUAAAGGCGCAAACAAACAAAUAA
Molecule: messenger RNA, 3359 nt
Organism: Aedes albopictus (Asian tiger mosquito)
Lineage: Eukaryota; Metazoa; Arthropoda; Insecta; Diptera; Culicidae
Product: cyclin-dependent kinase-like 1
Exons: 7
Coding region: 459-1784 (441 amino acids)
Biological process (GO): protein phosphorylation
Cellular component (GO): nucleus
Molecular function (GO): ATP binding; protein serine/threonine kinase activity
Source: RefSeq, a predicted model, not a curated record